AUGAUGCCGCUUAAGGAUUCUUCGGCAAGUUUUCUAGAACUUGAAAAAUUCAAUUCUUUGUUCAGCAAUCACUGGACGAGUGUGAGAAUGACAAAGACUCUCGGAAAAUGUGAUUUUUAUUGUCCUAAUCCUCACACGGAGGUGAUUUCCUUCGAAACUUCAGAAUUUUCUGAAACUUGGUCAGAUGAAGCUUAUGAAGAUCCUGAAAGUAUCCACAUCGAAAUAUUCCUAUUUUUCGAAGAAUGAGGGUUCAUAAUCUGGAAAUAGCCCAAUUUUACAGGGCUUCUGUGUAGUUGAGUACCUCGUUCUCCAAAAUAGAACUUAAAGGAUCUUCAUUCGGAAUGUCAAAAAAAAAAUCCUGGCCGAUUUUCGGAAAAUUCUUCUGACCCAAAGUGAGAGUAUAAAGUUCUAGAAGGUCAGAAGCUUCGAUUUUUUUCAAAAGCCCAAGUUUUGUUUUUUUUUUUGUGUGUGAAGCAUGAAAGCCAAAACCACCUUCUUGGCAGAACUUUUUAAUUCGCUUCAACGUACCUUUUUCUUCUAGUAGUAGGAGAUCAGUCGGCGGUUCCGAUGACUCGGUGAUCCCGUCUCUGAAGCCCUCGAAUACGCUCGUCAUCAACACAACGCGGUUCGAACCGUCGGUCGAGCGGCCAAGAGAGCCGCCUCUUCAGAUCGACCGUCGCUUGUUCCACUUUGACGACGUCGACUACAGCGCCGAAGUCUGUCCCUGUCGCACCGUUGGGGUCGGUUUUUCUUUCUGGAACAGUUUUUAUUGGGAUUCUGAAGGUUCAACUGACUAGGGAACUGUUUUUGGAGCUUCAAACUUCGCAAAAUACACGAAUUAUGACAAAAAAGCGCUGUUUGAAGCCUUUGUAACGUCCUAACUCGAAAACGAGAUCUAUUGCGAGAAACUUUUUUCUUGUUCAAGAAUCAGGGGGUCCUAAAGUAAACUUUAGCAAAGUUUCAUCAAAAAUUUAAACCGGAAGGGGGCGGGGUUUAAACCGUUCUUUAGUGAGAUGGGCCUAGCAAAGUCAAGAAAGUUUAAAAACUAGUAUUUUUUUUUGGAAUAUUUUUUCAUUGGGUCUCAGAAGUCAAGUUGAGGAAGUUAAGGCAUCAAAAUUUUUUCUAGGACUGUUUUUUGGGUCUCUGUUAACCUGGCAUGAAACUAAGAAAGUCCAGACUUUUGAAUUUUUCCUGAAAUACUCUAUCUAGUCUCUAGAGUCUUAAUUCAUUUCGCUUGAAUUUGAGAAAGUUUAAAAAUAAGUAAUUUUUCCUGGAGUUGUUCAUUGGGUCCCUAGAGGUUCAAUUAACCUGGUGCCAAGUUAAGAAAGUUUGAAAAUUGGGUCUUUUUUGGAAUAGUCAAGUAGUACCCAUGCCAGUGGAAGGUUCUGCUCCCCUUGUGGUCCAAACAUGAUCAAAUACUGGGACCCCUCGGUACCGAACGUUUCUUAGCAUUUCUAGUGAUCCCUUUAGGGGCAUCAGCAUUCUUGGUUUCCGAUACCAAGGUCCGAGCUUGUCGAAAAAAUUUUUUGGAUUUGUUAAAACUAGUCAGAUUUGAAAAAUGUGUGAAAAUACUUCGAAAAAUCGGGAAAGGUUUAAGUUAGGAAAAAAAGUGCCAAAACUCUGACUGGAAGAAUUCAAAAUUGAAAGUGAAAAGGUACAACUAAAACUUGAAAAAAUGGCGAAUCUUCCUAGCUGGAGCGCCAUGACCGCACGUGGAAUGGCUCAAAGCGUUGCGGUCGGAAAAAAAAAGCUUGCUCCGACAUCUAACAAAGUCAAGUCGUUUUGAGCCGGUCGCACUUUAGAGCCAUUCCCCGUGCGACCAAUACUUUCAAGACGCGUCCGACCUGAAACGACUUGCGCGCAGAGGCGUAAUCAAAGUUCCAUAAAUGUUCUAAACUAAUUUGGCAUUGAAACCACUGCAAAUAUCAACUUUUUCCUUUGCAGUUUUGGCUCAAAGUCUUCGUUCUCCUCGGCUUGUUUCUAUUCAUCCAAAAGCUAGUCAUUGUUCACUACAAGUGGUGAGUUUUUUUCUGCUUUCUCUGCGCUUUCUCAUUUUUACACGCUGUUUAAAUUUUCUACUAGGUGAGAGAAAAGAGGGCGCAGACAUUAUAGAGAAUAGGAGUUCUAUCGCUAAUUUUCAGGUCGAAAAGCUUGGGAAAUGCUCGGGAAUGGACUUGGUUCGCCUUUUACGAUGGUAUCACCCUUCUUAUUUUUGUCAUUGUUUAUUUUUCGCGCAAGAAGGCGGCCUUCAAAACUCUGACGAUUGUUAUGGUUGGUUUCGAGAAAAUUUUAAAAAAUUUUGGACAAAAAAUAGAGCUUUCCUAUAGAGGGAAUCGUUUAGAAGUCAGUACUUUUGGUUAAAAAAAGCUGAAAUUUUGUACUGCUUGCCUUUGCAGAAAAGUUGCUCUAUUGAUAAAUUCGGCUUUUUUUUAUUUUUCAAGGACUCGGACAUUGGUAACGCAAAACGGACGUGCUCCGGACGUUUCUGGGCUAUUCUAGGAUCACUUAAGUGGUCACUAGAAAUGCCCCGACACGUCCGAUUCGCGUCCUGGUCGUUUACGGGCAACUCUAGGGACCACUUGAGAAGGUUGACGCCACUAGAGUGGUCUCUAGACUUCUCAGAAACGUCCGGGCGCGUUCCCCAGGUCCGUGGGACCUUUCUGAGGCUUAAAAUACUUAUAAAAGCCUACAAAAUUUCCCGCCAAAGUAUUUUUCAUAUUUCAAACUUUUUGAAGCUCGUCGAAUCGAUUCUCUUAUUAUUUUUCGUCAUCGCCUUCACCGACAGCUACAUCAACCUCAGAGCCAACGAUGAGAGUGUGGUUGCCAGAAGUGAAUUAUUCCAUAAUAAAUACCAAAAAAACAAGAAAAUCGUUCAGAUCUGUUCCUUCUGCUCAUCGUGACCAUCUUUUUCCGGUUUCUGCGACACUGUGGACUGAUUUACUACAUGUGGAAGGCGUCGUUCCCCAACGAACACAUUUUGCAACAAUAA
Messenger RNA from Caenorhabditis auriculariae, 2989 nucleotides. NCBI's taxonomy places the organism in Eukaryota, Metazoa, Nematoda, Chromadorea, Rhabditida, Rhabditidae. The record is from the annotation of a GenBank genome assembly.